AUGUCGUUCGCGGUUCUCUACCUUCGAUUGCUUCCCGGCCACGUCUCCCAACGCAUCAACCAGGCGCUCCUUGCCGUGUUGGUGGCCGAGGGCGUCGAAGCGACCAUGGUCGUUGUCUUCCAAUGUAAGCCCAUGGACAAUGCAUGGAACAUUCAGAAGGAGGGCACUUCUCUCAACUUGAAGCUCUUUUACACUGUUUCCUUCGCCAUCGAGUUCGUCACCGAAGUCUGCCUCUUCAUCCAGCCCAUCCCGGCCCUCUGGAAGCUUUAA
This is a messenger RNA of Ilyonectria robusta, 270 nucleotides long. RefSeq lists its product as uncharacterized. Bases 1 to 270 code for a protein of 89 amino acids. The record is from RefSeq and is a predicted model, not a curated record. Lineage: Eukaryota; Fungi; Ascomycota; Sordariomycetes; Hypocreales; Nectriaceae. The transcript has 2 exons.